CAAACGUUCCAACAGAGAACUUCACGAUCUACAAUACAUGCAACUGACCGUAUAAUCAACAACUAUCAAAAUUUUAUUUUAUAACAUCGAAACUCCAGUGAGUUGUGUCCAAGUUUUAUUCAGUGUAUUUUUAUUGCUAUAAAUUUUCGCUGCAUACUUUUCGUUAGUUGAGAAGUUUUCGCGUUACAAAACAAAACUCCGUGUUUCCACGUAGAUUCCCCGCUACUUCCUUUUUUCUUCAACAAUGAUGUGGUGGGCUAUCUGGUGCGUGAUGGUGGUGGUCAGCAGCGCGGCGUCGGCCGCCCCUGCCCCUGAUUCCGCUCCCAUGGACCUCGUGCAGAUAGACUCCGCCGGACCUGAUGACGAAAGCCUCGGAUAUGCAGUAUCAUCUUUGGAAGGUCGUUAUGGUGCCGAAGCUCCCUGGCUGUACUUGCUCGCUGAAAUGCCCCGUGACUCACAGAUCGGCAGAGCAGCGGUGAAGAGGCGCAUGCCUUCGCUGUCCAUCGACCUGCCCAUGUCCGUGCUGCGACAGAAGCUCAGCCUCGAGAAGGAACGCAAGGUGCACGCCCUGCGCGCCGCCGCCAACAGAAACUUCUUGAACGACAUUGGCAAACGAGGACUCCAGUGGUCGCGAUCGGAACAGCCAUCCGCAUACUACUAGAGCCUGUACUAUUAUAGUUUCAUGUCCCUAAAAAUGUUGAUUAGCUCGUAAAACUGGUAAUAUGUCGGAAUAAAUGAAUAACCAUUGUACACUUCAUACGAUAAAAAUGAAUAUUUAAGUUUGGCGUAGUGAUAAUGAAUUUUAAGAAUUGUAUCUGUAUUUAUUAAUAAUUGAUAGCAAAAUUGUGAAAAUAUAUUAAUAAUUUUGGGCGAUUUAAGUAAUCAUUAUUAAUUUAUUAGAAUUGCAGCUUGUAAAUUGUACUUCUAUUUAUCGCAAUAAUAUGAUUUACUCGUUGUCAUAAUUAAAAUAAUAUAUAAUUAUUUGUUUUAGAAAAUAGAUUUCAAUUAUCAUCUUUGAAUGCAUAAAAAUGCAAUAAACAAUCGUUGAUGA
Molecule: messenger RNA, 1051 nt
Organism: Manduca sexta (tobacco hornworm)
Lineage: Eukaryota; Metazoa; Arthropoda; Insecta; Lepidoptera; Sphingidae
Product: diuretic hormone 1-like
Exons: 6
Coding region: 245-661 (138 amino acids)
Cellular component (GO): extracellular region
Molecular function (GO): hormone activity
Source: RefSeq, a predicted model, not a curated record